AUGCCCCACCCUCAGUAUCGAUGGUGGUGUGACUAUGCAGAGACAGGGACUGGGCCACAUGGUGUGAUCUGCGCCAGGUCGCUGGGCUCCGGCAGAGGGGAGAAUCAAUCGUCUCCUAAUUUUAAUCAGCACGUCAAAGACCACGCUCGGAACACGGACCAGCUGAGCCGCAGACAUAUCCGUAUCUACCAGCUCUACAGUCGCACCAGUGGCAAACACGUCCAGAUCCUUGGGAAGAGAAUCAAUGCAACUGCAGAAGAUGGCAGCAAAUAUGCUAAACUACUGGUGGAAACGGACACAUUUGACAGUCGAGUACGGAUUCGGGGAGCAGAGACAGGCCAUUAUAUCUGCAUGAACAGGAAAGGGAAACUCGUAGGAAAGCUGGUUGGCAAAGGCAAGGAUUGCAUUUUCACUGAAAUAUUGCUGGAAAAUAACUACACGGCACUGAGGAACACCAAGUAUGAAGGUUGGUACAUGGCCUUCACCAGGAAGGGGCAGCCCAGGAAAGCAACCAAGACCAGGCAAAACCAGCGGGAGGUCCACUUCAUGAAACGACUGUUCAAAGGGGAGCCGCUGUUUCCGAACCGAGACCGCCAAAGGCACUUUGAGUUUAUAAAUUACCCCGUCACCAAAAGGACUCGCAGGACACGCCUUCCCAAGCGCCAACGGACAUAG
This is a messenger RNA of Hypanus sabinus (Atlantic stingray), 675 nucleotides long. RefSeq names its product fibroblast growth factor 17-like. Gene Ontology annotation, cellular component: cytoplasm. Gene Ontology annotation, biological process: positive regulation of cell population proliferation; positive regulation of protein phosphorylation; cell differentiation. Bases 1 to 675 code for a protein of 224 amino acids. Lineage: Eukaryota; Metazoa; Chordata; Chondrichthyes; Myliobatiformes; Dasyatidae. The transcript has 4 exons. Gene Ontology annotation, molecular function: growth factor activity; type 1 fibroblast growth factor receptor binding; type 2 fibroblast growth factor receptor binding. The record is from RefSeq and is a predicted model, not a curated record.